AUGGACUAUACCACUCAGCUACCAGUGGAGACACUCUGCGCCAUCUUUGAAAGUGCAAGAGACGCGAAUCCCAGCCCUGGCAUCGACGAGCUCUUGCCCCAUCUCAUCGCCGGUCACUCCAGAUAUACACUCCGCGUUGUCGCCCUGGCAUGGAUUCCAGGAGUCACGCAUGUCUGCUCCCGAUGGCGUACCGCUGCAGUCAGCGAUCCAAGUUUGUGGACACAGAUCCCGGUCAUGCUUGGCCUUCAUUGGUUGCGCACGUUUCUCUCACGCAGCCGGGCGGACACCGUCACGAUUGAUUGGAAAUCGUUGGAGCGUAUGGACCCGGAUGAGAUACAGUACUCUUUCUCCCGACAGCAGGUUGAAGAGGAGGUCAUUUCCCACCACUCGGAAAGGCUACGCAACUUGAUCGCAGUCUUCGACGACCAUAAGGAUCGGCAACUGCUCUGUCGUCCUUGGCCGGUGUUGGAGGAUUUGGAAGUGUCGUACUCUGCCAAGCUCAGCACUCCCCUUGGUUUCUUUAACCGCGAAUUUCCAUCCCUUCGUCGUCUGACGUGGCGACAGUACUCGAGCAGUGACAGCGGCGCCUUCUUGUCACAAGCCUUGAGCCUCGGAUCGCUCACUUAUCUUCGUCUUGUAUUCGCUCGAAAUAUCGAUGGCUGGCCGAUAAACACGCUACUUGAUGUGCUCGGUCAUCUCACGAUGUUGAGGCAUCUGCAGAUAGGUUCGUCUCAUUGGCACAUGAGAACGCCGAGGCCACGUGAAACUCGCGAUUCGCCACGACGAGUGCAAGGGGUGCCCUCUCUGAGGACCCUGCUCCUGCACACAACCUACGACGAAAUGAACCAUUUCUUGUUGCACGUCGAUAUUCCAGUGGAUGUCAAGCUCCAACUGAAGGAGACCAGCUUGAUAGGUACUGGCGAAGACAUGACUUCGGCUCUGCUUUCUAUGAAGCAUGCUUGUACUCAGCUUGUCGAGUGGUACCGAACAUCGCCCGAUGCUCCCCCCUUCAUAGCUGCUGAUGUCGCACUGCUGCGUCGUCCGAACCGCACAUAUAACUCGAAUCGCGCAUUUCAUGCACGACUGUCUCGGUCUGCGAUUGUCCAGGCGCCAUCACCUUCGCGCUGGGAUGAACACAUUGAUGGACGCCAUGCAGACCUUGAUAUCGAGUGUCAAUUCGUCAGCGGACACGGCAUUGCCAUGUUCCUAACGAUACUCCACGUCUUGGCCCCGCAGAGUCUCCGUUCGUUGUCCAUAGAUGUCGACCACAUCGAGUUCGCGGACAUCGUGUCAUCUUUCGACGAUGCGGCGUUUCAAACAGUCGUUGCCCUUCACUUCCCCCGAUUGGAGGGCGCGUGCUGCAUCCAGAGCCUUAACAGGCAGCCGUCUGCGGUUCAUCUAUUCCCAUCCCUGAGACUGCUUGCUUGCCCGGCUGAGGGCUUAUGGGAUGCGCUAUCCUUGGUGCCCAAUACGGUGUAUGGUUCCUCACAGGAUCUCCUAGCAAACUUGUUAGCCAAGCGUCGCACCACCGAUACACCAAUCUGUGCUGCAUAUUUCGGGGUCGCGGACGAGGUUGAAAGAAUCCGCCAUGAAAGAAACCCUUCUUCAACAAGUUGUGGACGGCGCUCUAAAGCCGACUGGGUCGAAAUCAGGCGCGCGAUCGACUUGUUAGAGGCGAUGCCCGAAGUUCGGCUCAUACAGGGAGGCCGGGCGUUGGAGAAUGAGGUUGUGUACAUUGAUAUCGUGCGCGGAAGCUGCACCGAGAACAUAGGCUGA
Messenger RNA from Peniophora sp. CBMAI 1063, 1776 nucleotides. The record is from the annotation of a GenBank genome assembly. NCBI's taxonomy places the organism in Eukaryota, Fungi, Basidiomycota, Agaricomycetes, Russulales, Peniophoraceae.